CGCCAGGUGAGUGGCGCCCGGGAGUCGUCUCGUUUGCCGGGGUGGGAAGAGGAGAGUCACGAUACCAGAACCGAGAAUGAUAGCUGCAGGAAAAGUUUCAAAUCUUAUCAGAAAUGGCCCGGUGAACCACAAGUUCACAUUGGCUUCUUCCAUGGACCUUUUGACCUCUAAGCCUUUGCCAGCUGAACAUCACUCAGACUCCUUUCAAGACAUCUCGAUCCAUGGCACUCUCCCCAGGAAGAAGAAGGGGCCAAUUACCACUAGGCCUUGUGAUAUGUUUAGCCACGUGUUGCCAUACACCAGAACACACCAGCAGCAGACACCUUUUGUACAGGAUGUUAUAGAAGAAUACUCUCCACAAGAUGAGAAGAGCAACAAGCUCCAUGCCAGAGAUCAGAAUAGUCCGGACUCUGCUUUGGAAUAUGUUAAGUUUUCUAGGGAGAGGCAGGUCAUGGACAACAGCCCAGAAAAACUGAAGAAGUUGUUAGAGGAAGAACUGCAGCUGAGUAGUGAAGACCUGCGUAGCCAUGCCUGGUACCACGGACGUAUUCCUCGGCAGGUAGCAGAAAGCUUAGUUCGGAGAGACGGAGAUUUUCUGAUUAGGGAUUCUCUCUCCAGUCCUGGGAACUUUGUUCUUACCUGUCAGUGGAAAAAUACCUCUCAGCAUUUUAAAAUCAACAGAACAGUUCUAAGACUCAGUGAAGCUUACUGCCGUGUUCAGUAUCAGUUUGAACUUGAAAGUUUCAACAGCAUCCCUGGCUUAGUUAGAUACUAUGUUGGGAAUCGCACGCCAAUAUCAAAACAGAGUGGAGCGAUUAUUUCUCAGCCUGUCAACAGGACCGUGCCUCUCAGGUGUCUAGAAGAAAACCAUGGUGUAACUCCAGCCCAACAAAAAGAGCCAAGUGCCCAUGAAGGAAAAACAGACACUGCAAAGAGGCUGAGUCUUGGUAUACCCAGCAUGCAGUCCCUGGAGCAGAGCAUACCCAGAGGAAAUCUUUUGAGAAACAAAGAAAAAAGCGGUAGCCAGCCAGCUAGUCUGGAUCAUGUUCUGGAGAAAAGGUUCCCUUUAAAAGCUCACCAAUCAGAGAGCUAUCUGCUAAUAGGUUCAAGACAUCCAUCUCAACUGCCCGAAGCAGAUGCAGCCUCCUAUCCAAGCUCUCCUGCAUUUAGAACAGGCAGUGAACCUUCGCUAAGCCCCACAGUUGUUCAGAAACUCACCUCCGAGUCACAAAUAGGGGAAGCUCUUAGAGGAUCAGACAGUCAGCUCUGUCCAAAGCCACCACCUAAACCCAGCAAAACACCCCUGAUGAAGCCUCCAGAUUCUCCCUUUUCUUCCUACAGUUCAGAAGGACACUACUGUGAACUAAGCCCUGCCAAAGGUCCUGCAGGAACAAAACAUUUAUGGCAGAAAAGCAGCUAUGUGGAACAUCUGACACAAAAGGAGAGAGGAACACACUCCUUCAGGAACUCUGAAACAAACUACUUGAUCCUGGAAGAUGACCCUACAAUGAACUCUGCAGAUCCUUUAGAUGCUUCAAGUGAGUUGGCUGAAGAAGACAGCACCUUUUCUGCACCUGUCUGUGAGACGGUGUCUAGUUUUAAACCAAAUGAUUUUGAAUCCAAACUACUUCCUCCUGAAAACAAGCCACUGGAAACAUCAAUGUUAAGAAGAGUUAAGGAGCUUUUCACCAACACCAAUCCAAAGAUUAUUGCACAGCAUAUUCUCAGAGUGGACUGCAAGGUGGCAAGGAUACUAGAAGUUUCUGAAGAGAUGAGGAGGAUUAUGGGAGUGAACUCUGGUCUUGAGCUGAUUACCUUGCCUUACGGACAUCAGCUGCGCCUUGACCUAAUUGAAAGGCACAACACCAUGGCAAUAGGAAUUGCUGUGGAUAUCUUGGGUUGCACAGGAAAUCUAGAUGACAGAGCUGCAACAUUAAACAAGAUCAUCCAAGUAGCAGUGGAGCUGAAGGACUCACUGGGGGAUUUGUAUGCAUUUUCUGCCAUUAUGAAAGCACUAGAAAUGCCACAGGUCACAAGGUUAGAACAAACCUGGACCUCUCUGAGACAUCAUUAUACACAGACUGCCAUUCUGUAUGAAAAACAGCUGAAACCAUUCAGCAAGGCUUUGCAUGAAGGACAAGAUGAGUGGAAUAAGACCAUCAGCACUCCACAGAACAACGUAACAGUGCCCCUGCUGAUGCCUCUCAUUACGUUGAUGGAGCGACAAGCUGUCACUUUUGAAGGCAUGGACCUGUGGGAAAGCAGUGACCAAGGCUGCGAAAUAAUGCUCAAGCACUUGGCCGCAGCUCGUCAGAUAGCACAGAAUGCAGAAGUGUACAGCUGCACUGCAGAGCAGAUGCUGGAAGGUUUUCAGCCAGAUGAAGAGAUGAGUGAAAUCUUCAAGACAGAAUUUCAAAUGCGAUUGCUCUGGGGCAGCAAAGGAGCACAAGUUAAUCAAAAUGAAAGAUAUGAGAAAUUCAGACAGAUUUUAACUGCACUUUCCCGAAAACUGGAACCUCCUCUGGUGAAACAAAUGGAACAAUUAAGUAUAUGAGACUCCGUAAGCACUAUUUAAAUAACAUACUUGAAGUAACCUUUUUUUGGCAAUUCGAUACUGCACAGACUUCUUGGAUUUCAUGAGAUGUUUAGAACUUCUAGCUGCACAGUGGACACCUGUUUGAAAACUACUGUUUCUAAAAAAAAUGUAUUUAUUAACUGUGUCACCAAGUCAUUCAGUGAUCCCCUUAAACAGAUUAUCCCUGUAAGGUAGUCUUACAGCUUUCUGUAUUUCCCCUGAGUUGCAAUGUUUUGACAGUGCCUAGGAAUUAAAUGCAUUGGCAUCUUAAUACUACAAAUGAACGAAAUAUUGUAAAUAAAAUGACAGAUGAUGUGACAUUGCAGAACAUUUGUUGUAUAAUAUUAAUGAAUAUAGAGCACUGUACAUAGAAUUGUGAAUUAAAAUGUAUCUUUAUGCAAAAUAA
Colius striatus (speckled mousebird) is the source of this 2981-nucleotide messenger RNA. It is a transcript of the gene BCAR3, whose product is annotated as BCAR3 adaptor protein, NSP family member. The record is from RefSeq and is a predicted model, not a curated record. Gene Ontology annotation, molecular function: phosphotyrosine residue binding; guanyl-nucleotide exchange factor activity. Lineage: Eukaryota; Metazoa; Chordata; Aves; Coliiformes; Coliidae. The transcript has 12 exons. Gene Ontology annotation, biological process: small GTPase-mediated signal transduction; positive regulation of peptidyl-serine phosphorylation. The coding region runs from base 77 to 2554 and encodes 825 amino acids.